UUUGAUCUUUGACUCUACUGUGUAGCAGCAGCAGCUGUGUGGUGCAGCAUAUUUUUUGACGAGCUUUGGCUAAUUCCAGCGCUACUUUUCAGAUUUUGUUGUGGGUACCGGGAAGUAAUAAAAUGACAACUGUGGAGCUGAAGGAUGCUAAACCUGCUGCAGAUCCGAUUUUCACCUACGAACGUGACGAUACCCCCCUCGUAAUUGACAAUGGAUCUUACCAGUGUCGAGUGGGAUGGGCUACAAGUCAUGAGCCCAUGAUGAUUUUCAAGAAUCUUAUUGCUAAACCAAGAAAAGAGCGGGGUAAGAAGGAUGGUGACACCCAAGUGGGUAACGACAUUAGUAAUGUUGAAGCUGUUAGAUUUCAACUGAAGACACAAUUUGAUCGAAAUGUAGUCACUCACUUUGAGGCACAGGAACAGAUUCUAGAUCAUAUUUUCACACAUCUUGGGAUUGACACUGUUGGAUGUGUGGAUCAUCCAAUUGUUAUGACAGAAGCAUUUCUAAAUCCAAACUACUCAAGGCAGUUGAUGUCAGAAUUACUCUUUGAGUGCUAUGGUGUGCCCAGUGUUUGCUAUGGAGUAGAUGCACUGUUUGCUCUGAGCCGAAAUGGUGAAACUGCAGCUGAUGCUACAGUGCUAGUUGUAAACUGUGGGCACAAUACCACUCAUGUGCUGCCAGUAGUGAAUGGUACCGUUGAUGCGGGACAUGCACGGCGUCUGAAUCUUGGAGGUAGCCAGAUCACAAGUUACUUGCACCGGCUCCUUCAGUUAAAGUAUCCAGGUCACCUGAAUGCCAUAACACCCAGCCGUGCAGAGGAGAUAAUCCACAGAUUUGGUAGUGUAGCAUCGGACUACACUGAGCAACUUUCUCUGUGGGCUGACACAGAUUACUAUGAAGAAAAUGUCAUCCGCAUUCAACUUCCUUACACAGCACCACCUGCACCAACAGGUCUUACACCAGAGCAACAACGUGAACGCCGAAAGGAGCUGGCCCGUAGACUCACAGAGAUAAACGCUAGAAAGCGUGAAGAGAGGCUUGCUGAAGACGAGGAGCAGUUAAAUCAGCUAAUGGCCAUCCAGGAUUUGAUAGAAGAAGGCGAGGAAGAAGAAUUCAAGAAAGCCCUGGCAUCAUAUGAGCUUGAAAACCUGAAUGAACUGCUGAAAAUGAUAUCGCAGCUGCAGAGUAGAAUAGAAAAAACACGGCAGAAAAUAGUGGCAGCUAAUACCUCUGAAGAUCCUCUUGAGGAACCAAAGGCAAAAUUUCCAAAGACCACAUUUCAGCCCAAAAAUGAGGAAGAGCAUGUGUCUUGGAUUGAGAGCUUAAGAUUGAAGAGGAAGGAGAUGCUAGAGAAACGGGCCGCUCGACGACAGAGAAGACAAGAUUUGGCUCGCCGACGAACUGCUGCAGCACAGGAGCGCAUGAGACUCAUUAGCCAACUGGCUCGGAAGGACAAACGUGAGGACACAUUUGGCAUGCGGGAUGAAGACUGGGAUGUGUACAAGGCAAUAAAUAAGGAAGGGGGUGACUCAGACAGUGAUGAGGAACAGAAACUGAUGGAGGUUGAAGAAUUACUUCGGCAACAUGAUCCCGAUUUUGAUGGAGGGGCUGGCAGUGGAGGAAGUGAUGAUGCAGCUGAAACUCAUCAACUCCAUCUUGGUGUAGAGCUGCAACGAGCCCCCGAGUUGCUUUUCCAGCCUUCAAUGCUGGGCUCUGUGGAAGCGGGUCUGGCAGAAAUGACGGAGUAUGCUUUACGUACCUACUCUCCUGAAAUACGCUCCUCUCUCAUCCGUAAUGUCCUGCUGGUUGGAGGAUGUGCCCAACUCCCUGGACUUGCACAACGUUUCCAUAGAGAACUUGUGGAAGUUAGCCCAUUUAAGUCUGUGGUCAAUGUACGUGUGGCAGUGGACCCCGCCUUGGAUCCAUGGUAUGGUGCGAGAGAUUUUGCGGCUUCUGAGCUACUUAAAGAAGCUCUUGUAACACGUCAGGAUUAUGAAGAACGAGGUGGUGAAUUCUUACGUGAACAUGCUGCUUCAAAUCCAUUCUUUCCUUCACCAACAGCAGUUUCUGCUGGUGAAUCUUCGUCAGUAACAGCGGUUGAUGAGGUGGAUGGAGACAGCAGUCAGUGUAGAGAUGUAUAAGUGCUAUUGCAUUGCACUUUUAUAAAGCAGUUUUUGUUACUUGGCAUUCUCAAACAUUAAAUGCUAUAU
Schistocerca serialis cubense is the source of this 2210-nucleotide messenger RNA. It is a transcript of the gene Arp5, whose product is annotated as actin-related protein 5. The coding region runs from base 123 to 2141 and encodes 672 amino acids. Lineage: Eukaryota; Metazoa; Arthropoda; Insecta; Orthoptera; Acrididae. Gene Ontology annotation, biological process: regulation of DNA-templated transcription. The transcript is spliced from 11 exons. Gene Ontology annotation, cellular component: cytoplasm; Ino80 complex. The record is from RefSeq and is a predicted model, not a curated record.